UUGUUUUGAGGGAUACGUUUGUGAUAAGAACGUCCUCAUUUUGCACACUGGGGUCCCAAGCCUGAGUAGGACGAAACUAAUGACAAACUCUACAAACACAGAGGAUACAUUGUGGGCCAGGAUCAAUGGAUUUCACAAGCAACUGGCUUGAACUCAGAACAGAAGUUACUUAAUUUUCAUUAAUAUUCCUAGAAAGAUGUGAUCUGUCAGAGGGGUGGCAGCUGAUAUCUCUAAUAAUGGAUUUUAGCAGAGGGGGCCUCUGGGGUGUAAAGGUUAAGGAACCGGUCUGCACUGUCCUAAAGACAAACACAUUUGCUAGCCUUGAGUAAAGUCCACUGGUGAUCACACAGUGGCAGAAGGGAUUGCCUGAAAUAGCUUGGCAGCAGCAUAACAGACAGAAAAGACAAAACACCCCAGAUUCAGUGCAUCACCCUCAGGCAGAGAUCGUGAGAUCAUGGAUCUUCUACACAGUUGGGGGGUUGAGCUGGCGUCCCAUUUGCAGACCAAAUACAGCAGUUAUGAGGGCUUGUUUAGCCUGGCGUCCACAGUGGCUGACCUGCACACUACAUUCUUCUGCUUCUUCCCAAUCUGGUUCCACCUUCGGAGGGACACGGGGCUCAGACUCAUCUGGGUGGCUGUCCUCGGAGACUGGCUCAACUUGGUCCUGAAAUGGGUUCUGUUCGGGGAGAGACCGUACUGGUGGGUUCACGAGACCCGGUACUAUGGAAGAGAACCGGCCCCUUCGCUGCGGCAGUUUCCCAUCACAUGUGAGACUGGACCAGGAAGCCCUUCAGGUCAUGCUAUGGGUGCAGCUGCGGUCUGGUACGUGAUGGUAACAGCGCUGCUCUCUAUUGCAACAGAGAAGCGAUGCCCCCCGUUACUAUACAAAUUCUUGCAGAUAGUCCUGUGGAUGCUAAUGGGCCUUGUAGAGGUGGUGGUCUGUAUGUCCAGAGUCUACAUGGCUGCCCACUUCCCACACCAAGUCAUAGCUGGGGCUAUUACAGGUUUACUUGUAGCUGAGUUUGUCUCAAAGCAUAAAUGGAUCUAUAAUGCCAGCAUGAAGAAAUACUUCUACACUACUCUCUUCUUGACUUCCUUCGCUGUUGGCUUCUAUCUCCUGCUCAAAACUCUGAAUGUGGACCUGCUGUGGACCAUGGCGAAAGCCCAGAAGUGGUGUGUGAGGGCAGAGUGGGUCCACCUGGACACCACGCCCUUCGCCAGCCUACUGCGUAACAUGGGUACCCUGUUUGGCCUGGGCCUGGGCCUGCACUCACCCCUCUACACAGAGUCCAAGAAGAAGAAAACAAGUGCCAGUUUCAAGGCAGGAUGUAUUAUUGUCUCCUUAUUUCUGCUUCAGCUGUUGGAUGGAUGGACAUUUUCUUCUGAAAAUCUUCUGACUUUCUAUUUCCUGUCGUUUAGUAAAAGUGCAGUUGCACUUUUAAUCCCAAGCACUCUGGUUCCCUGGGCUCUCUGCUGGAUUGGCAAGGGAAAGAGAGAAGACAAGAACCUGUGAUUCAAGACCAACUUGUCUUUUAAAGUCAAUUGUUAGUUUAAUGUUUUUAUAUUUUGUGGGAGUGUUUCUUUUCAUGUUUAAUACAUAAGGACUUCAACUUUUAGAACAAUUUCCCUGAAGUUACUGUACUGGCCAGACAGGUACAAGGAAUGUGUACUGUUCAAUGAAUGCCCUCCCCCACUUGGCGGCACCCCUACAUUCUGCAAUCAGAUUCAGUGUUUUAAUUUUGUCUAUUCAGCCUUCAAGGUCUUUCAGUGUUGACUGCUCUGUCUGAUUACGACAACUGUUUUUCUCUCCAAAGAAAAAGCUCUGCACAAGUUGCACACAAGUUAAUGUCAAAAUGAGUUCAUAUGUGUAGAAACAUUUUUUAUUCAAAUGUAGUCAGCAUCUCAGCAAACAGCAGUGCUCAAUCUAUAGAUGAAAAUAUUGUUAGAAAUUUAAAUAAAGACAGUUUUUUUUAACCAUU
Messenger RNA from Micropterus salmoides (largemouth bass), 1979 nucleotides. It is a transcript of the gene g6pc1a.1, whose product is annotated as glucose-6-phosphatase catalytic subunit 1a, tandem duplicate 1. NCBI's taxonomy places the organism in Eukaryota, Metazoa, Chordata, Actinopteri, Centrarchiformes, Centrarchidae. Gene Ontology annotation, molecular function: glucose-6-phosphatase activity. The transcript is spliced from 5 exons. The record is from RefSeq and is a predicted model, not a curated record. The coding region runs from base 455 to 1513 and encodes 352 amino acids. Gene Ontology annotation, biological process: gluconeogenesis; glucose 6-phosphate metabolic process. Gene Ontology annotation, cellular component: membrane.